AUGGCUAUGUUUCACUCUUUGAUUUCUUUUGCCUUUUUCAUGUUGCUUCUCAUACAAGCCAUGGGAGGCGGCAUUGACCCAAACUGGUACGAUGCUCGUGCAACCUUCUAUGGUGAUGCCUCUGGUGCUGCUACCAUGCAAGGGGCUUGUGGCUAUGGCGAUCUCUUCAAACAAGGGUAUGGGCUUGCGACCACAGCACUAAGCUCAGCUCUAUUCAAUAAUGGAUUUACUUGUGGUGCGUGUUUUCAGUUAAUGUGUGUCAACGAUCCUCAAUGGUGCAUAAAGGGUGCAAACCCAAUCACCGUGACUGCAACAAAUUUUUGUCCUCCAGAUUACUCCAAACCCACAGACAUUUGGUGUAAUCCACCACAAAAACACUUUGACUUGAGUUACAAAAUGUUCACCUCUAUUGCUUAUUAUAAAGCCGGUGUCAUCCCUGUUAAAUAUCGUCGUGUUCCAUGCUCCAAAAGUGGAGGUGUUAGGUUUGAACUCAAAGGAAACCCUAAUUUUUUGCUUGUUUUAGUUUACAAUGUUGCCAAUGCUGGUGAUGUUACUCAUGUGAGUAUUAGGGGGUCUAAGACUGGUUGGAUUUCCAUGUCACACAAUUGGGGACAAAAUUGGGAUGCUCAUGGGCAAUUUGUAGGACAAUCCUUGUCAUUUCUUGUUACAACAAGUGAUGGAAAAACUUUGGGUUUUCCGUUUGUUGCUCAUUCCAAUUGGCAAUUUGGACAGACAUAUGAGGGCCAUCAAAAUUUUUAG
Trifolium pratense (red clover) is the source of this 759-nucleotide messenger RNA. RefSeq names its product expansin-A22-like. Bases 1 to 759 code for a protein of 252 amino acids. The transcript is spliced from 2 exons. NCBI's taxonomy places the organism in Eukaryota, Viridiplantae, Streptophyta, Magnoliopsida, Fabales, Fabaceae. Gene Ontology annotation, biological process: plant-type cell wall organization. The record is from RefSeq and is a predicted model, not a curated record. Gene Ontology annotation, cellular component: extracellular region.